Messenger RNA from Perca flavescens (yellow perch), 589 nucleotides. Its product is annotated as histone-lysine N-methyltransferase set-1-like. The transcript has 3 exons. The coding region runs from base 113 to 589 and encodes 158 amino acids. Gene Ontology annotation, cellular component: nucleus; polytene chromosome. Gene Ontology annotation, biological process: regulation of DNA damage response, signal transduction by p53 class mediator; regulation of transcription by RNA polymerase II. The record is from RefSeq and is a predicted model, not a curated record. Gene Ontology annotation, molecular function: histone H4K20 methyltransferase activity; transcription regulator activity; protein binding. Lineage: Eukaryota; Metazoa; Chordata; Actinopteri; Perciformes; Percidae.
CAUUACUAAUUUAUCCAGAGUUUUGUUUUCUGAUCAUGCUUGUCCCAGUGAACAUUGUAAUCCUGACAAUCACUUUUGGUAAUUUAGGCUGUGGCACCUGUAAACAGUAAACAUGCAGCGGCGUAGACGCAUUAAUCCAAAGGAUGAUGCAAGAUUUUAUGUUACUGCUGAAAGUGACAAAGUGGGACUUGACAUCAAGUACAUCAAUGCUGUAAAAGGCCGUGGCAUCUUCACCUCUGUUCCAUUUGAAAAGGGAGACUUUCUAUUGGAAUACAGAGGUGAUCUAAUAAGCAAGCAAGAAUGUGAGAGGAGACGGAGCAUUUACCAUGACCUCCUCAAAGUGUUUAUGUUCGAGUUCCAUUUUAAUGGAAAACUGUGGUGUGUUGAUGCAGCAACAGAGAAUGGGUCACUUGGCAGACUUGUAAAUGACGACCAUAUGAACCCUAAUGCCAAGAUGAAGUACCUCACUGUACAAGGGAAGCCCCAUCUCUGUUUGUUUGCAGUUCGAGACAUAAGUCCAGGAGAGGAGAUCACCUAUAAUUAUGGUGAUUCAGACUGGCCGUGGAGAUGCAAGGUGGUCGAAAUUUGA